CGUAAAUAAGGGGAGUGAACGGGAAGGCAUGCUUUAAACCCUGUGCCCUCAGUGGAAAGGCAGCCUGUGUUUGCAGCUCUCCUGCUUAUUAGCGAAGCAUAUGGUGCUGCUUUCUACUAGACUUACUCUUUCCAUCUAAAAAUGUGGACUGACCAGGAAAACAAGGUCCCCUGGUCCUUGAACUACUCGAUGACAUGGCAGAACAUGUGGCUGACUGUGAGCUACCACAGAGGCGGGCAGGGUCCAAGGAGCAGCAGAAUGGAAAGUUUGCAGAUAUCUUGUCACCAUCUGAAAGAAAACAAAGGGAUAAGGAGGAGCGUAUGGGGCUGGUACUGUGGAAGAAGCCUGUCCUCACCCUGCAGUAUUUCCUCCUGGAAGCCCUGAUUACCUUGAAGCAGUGGACGUCGAGGCUGUGGCAGCAGAGGGGUACUGUGUUCACUGUUCUAGUGCUGUUCACAUUGUUCUCCAUCAUCUACUCCAUUGAAGGAGCACAUCAGAAGUAUGUACAAUACUUGGAGAAGAAGUUCCUGUGGUGUGCCUACUGGGUAGGCCUGGGCAUCCUCUCUUCAGUGGGCCUUGGCACAGGCCUUCACACCUUCCUGCUGUACCUGGGUCCACACAUAGCCUCAGUUACCCUGGCUGCCUAUGAGUGCAACUCUGUGGACUUCCCCGAGCCCCCGUACCCUGACCAGAUCAUCUGCCCCCCAGAGCAGGUGGCAGUGGAGGGCAGCAUCUCCCUUUGGGCCAUUAUUUCCAAGGUCCGACUGGAGGCCUGCAUGUGGGGGGCUGGCACGGCCAUUGGGGAACUGCCUCCAUACUUCAUGGCCCGGGCUGCCAGGCUGUCAGGGGCUGAACCUGACGAUGAAGACUACGAGGAGUUUGAAGAGAUGCUGGAACAGGCAGACACUGCUCAAGACUUUGCCACCAAAGCGAAACUUGCCGUCCAAAAAAUGGUGCAGAAAGUUGGAUUUUUUGGAAUUCUAGCUUGUGCUUCUAUUCCAAACCCUCUGUUUGACUUGGCUGGAAUAACCUGUGGACAUUUUCUUGUGCCUUUUUGGACUUUCUUUGGUGCAACUCUUAUUGGAAAAGCAGUUAUCAAAAUGCACAUCCAGAAACUGUUUGUUAUCAUAACGUUCAGCAAGCACAUAGUGGAACAGAUGGUCUCCCUGAUCGGAGUGAUCCCGGUGCUGGGUGCCUCCCUGCAGAAGCCCUUUAGCGACUACCUGGAGGCACAGAGAGUCAAGCUGCACCACCGAGGUGGCGAGGGCACGCCUGCGGGUGAAAACUGGCUGUCCUGGCUCUUUGAGAAGGUGGUGAUCAUUAUGGUCUGCUACUUCGUCUGCUCCAUCGUCAAUUCCAUGGCACAGAGUUACGCUAAACGGCUCCAGCAGCAAAAGUACUCUGAGGAGAAAACCAAAUGAUGCUGACUCGUGGCUUCCCUUCUUAGCGCUCGUACAAAACUGGCACUGGUCACAUUGGCAUAGUCAUUUUUUGUUGUUAGAAUUCCAUUGGUUUACAGUAUGUUUAUUAAUUCUUCCUGUUCUGCUUUUACUGACAUAAUUUAUUGGAUCUUUUUUUUUAAAUGUGCCGAUUUUGUUUUGCUUCCUCACAAGCUAGUACUGCAGGGUUUGCAGUUUAAUUAAAAUGAUCCUUCAGUGUAGUAACAGCAUAAAUCUUUUCCAGACAGUUCAACAGCAGUGUCAAGUUGUAACUGGCGCUAAUACUUAUUGCAAAGCCUCAUGCUGCAGUGGUGGUGCAGCAUCUAAUGAAGUGAUCACAAUUCUUACUCAUAUUACUUGAUUUAUUUAAUUGAUAUACUUGUACAGGUGAGCAAGAUACAUUUUUCUUUUUCUGUAUUUUCAUGGUUUUUAUGGACUUAUUUUCAGGGCUUUUUUUAAGUUAAUUUAUCGGAACUAUAAUUUUUCCACAAUACUCAAAAUGAUAGCAAUACCAAGCGGAUAGACAUGGUAUUUGAACAGAUUGCACAUCCUGUAAAUAAUUUUCAGGUUACAGUAUGCACAUUUAUUUCUUAGAAGGUAGAAGAUGAAUACAAAGGAGACGUACCUUCACUUGUAGUUGUACAUACUGCUUUCAAUGUCAUUUUUAUUCUGUACAUUUAGAACAAAUUGUUCUGACUUUAUAAAACCGCCAUGAAUCAUAAA
Scleropages formosus (Asian bonytongue) is the source of this 2162-nucleotide messenger RNA. It is a transcript of the gene vmp1, whose product is annotated as vacuole membrane protein 1. The transcript has 12 exons. The record is from RefSeq and is a predicted model, not a curated record. Bases 195 to 1421 code for a protein of 408 amino acids. Lineage: Eukaryota; Metazoa; Chordata; Actinopteri; Osteoglossiformes; Osteoglossidae.